CCGGCUUGGGUGGAAAACAGCUCCCCAGCCCCAGCCUGAGCAACGACAGCGACAGGGAGGGAGCUGGGAAGGCAAGUGGGGCCCCCCCCCCCAGCCCCAGGUACAGCUCUCGCCUUCCUGAGGUGAGCUGCCACAGAGACGGGACUCAGUCGGCUGUGCCGCUGUGCCAGCCGUACCGCCGUGCCAGCCACGCCACCGUGCCAGCCACACCAGCCGCCCGGCCCUGCGGCUCCGUAGGAAAGGGUCCCUGGACGCCCGCUCGGUGCCCGCACCACGGUGCAGGAUGGGUGCUGUGGCAGUGCCACCUGCAGCCACCUGCGUGCUGCUGGCCUUGCUCCCCACCACCAGUGGACAGACCACCCCUCCCUCGGGCUGCGGCAAGGACCUCUCCUCCCUCUACUACAACCUCUGUGACCUCUCAGCAGCCUGGGGCAUCGUGCUGGAGGCCGUGGCCAGCCUCGGCGUGGUGACCAGCUUUGUGCUCACCAUUGUCCUGGUGGCCAGCCUGCCCUUCGUGCAGGAACCCCAGAAGAAGACCCUGGUGGCCACGCAGGUCUUCUUUCUUCUGGGCACCUUUGGGCUCUUCUGCCUGACGUUUGACUUCAUUGUGGGGGCGGAUUUCUCCACCUGCACCUCCCGCCGCUUCCUCUUCGGCGUCCUCUUCAGCAUCUGCUUCUCCUGCCUGCUGGCGCAUGCCGUGGCCCUCAACUUUUUGGCACGGAGGAACCGGGGCCUGCAGAGCUGGGUGACGCUGGCGGUGGCCCUGCUCCUCACUUUGGUGGAGGUCAUCAUCAAUGCCGAGUGGCUCAUCAUCACGGUGGCGCGGCGGGAGGGUGGCUCUCCGGACCCUUGCCAGCUGGCAGAUGCUGACUUCGUCAUGGCGCUCAUCUACGUCAUGUUCCUGCUGGUGGCUGCCUUCGGCACUGCCUGGACGGCCCUCUGUGGCCGCUAUGGCCACUGGCGCAAGCACAGCGCCUUCAUCCUGGCCACCACCGGCCUCUCCAUGGCCAUCUGGGUGACAUGGAUGGCCAUGUACCUCUAUGGGAACCAGCAUGCAGGCAAGAAGCCCGGCUGGGAUGACCCUACGCUGGCCAUUGCGCUGGUCUCCAAUGCCUGCACCUUCCUCCUCCUCUACAUCAUCCCCGAGGUGACGCACAUGACACGGCGGGGUUCCGAGCAGGCCUUUGAGGAUGAUGUCUACCCCACACGUGGGGUGGGCUACGAGACCAUCCUUAAGGAGCAGAAGUCGCAGAGCAUGUUUGUGGAGAACAAAGCCUUCUCCAUGGACGAGCCCUCCUUUGCCAAGAAGCCGGUGUCCCCAUACAGCGGCUACAACGGGCAGCUGCUGACCAGUGUCUACCAGCCCACCGAGAUGGCUCUGAUGCACAAGGGGCCGACCGAAGGUCCCUACGACGUGAUCCUGCCCCGUGCCUCCACCGCCAGCCCAGCAGCCGGCAGUGCCAGCUCGACGCUGCGAGCCGAGGACGCCUUUGCGGCACAGGCCCGACACGCCGGCGCCCAGCGGGAUGGCAGGAGCUGCCAGGUGCAGUCCCCAUACAGCAGGAACCGGUGGUGAAGCCCCCGUGGCACAGGCCCCGCAGCGCUGGCACAUCCGCGGUCCCACCGUCCCGCUCCUGAGGUCUCAUCAAGCCUCGUCCCUCCCUACCAUGUUCAUCCCACCCCAUCCAGCGGCUGGAGCUGGUUCCUGUGCAAGGGACACCCGGACACAGUCCCAGAGACAGUGCUUCUGCCUGCCCAUCCCGCCUGGCCAUGGCACCUGCAAGCCACCAGCUCUGCCUGGACACCUUCGUCCCUGCUGCCAUCCCUACUGCAAGGACCGGCUCCCACGGGGCCACCCUGAGUCAUCCCCUUGCUGCCAUCAUGACACAUGAACAUCCCGUCCCCUCUGGGCCAGGGACCAUCUGCCACCAAGAAGUCAGGGAGCCAGUGGGACUCCUGCCCAGGGCUCCCCCAGCACUGAGCCCCUGGUUCCAUGCUGACCCUCGCCAGCCCUGGGGACAUCACAGGCCCUGAGCGGGGCUGGCACUGUCCCACCACAGGGCAUAAGGUGACACAAAGCGCUCCCCAGCCCUGGCUUCUGCUGUGCCUCAGUUUCCCAAUUGCCAGGGAAGGGGGGCUGCUCGGGGUCUGGGGGAAUCAGUGCCUUGCUGGGGCUGGGGACCUGAACCCCCCUGUGGCUCUGGCCACCUUCUUGGUGCCUUCCCCCCUCGCGGCUCAGAGAUCCCUCCCAGGGAGCAGGGAGGGAGCUGGGCCCCUCACCGUCCUCGUGGCUUUCUCUGUCGUUCUUCCUCUUCCCCCUUUUUCUCAGGUCAGCCUCAAUAAAGGUGGUUUUUCCUA
This is a messenger RNA of Phalacrocorax carbo (great cormorant), 2358 nucleotides long. The record is from RefSeq and is a predicted model, not a curated record. Lineage: Eukaryota; Metazoa; Chordata; Aves; Suliformes; Phalacrocoracidae.